ACCUGAUGUGAUUUCGGCCAAGAGAAUGAACAGCUGACGGAUGACAGACAACUGAACAACGAAAAUACUUGCAAUACAUUUCUAAAAAAUAAUAUUAUGAUUAAUGGAAAUAUAGUGUGUUAGUGUAUGUUCGUGAUAUGUAAGAAAACCGUUAAACAGUCGACAAUCCUUGAAACCCUUCAUCAGUUUGCGAAUUGAACAUUUGCGAACGUUUUACGUCGUUACAACUUAUUUUUAGAAUAAAACCUAUUAAAAAUAAUCAAAUAUGGAAGAAAACAGCAAUGUGUCAGAUGGUGAAAACGCAAAUGAUCCUAAUAACAUUGAUGUCGAGCAAGAACAUAAUGCAAAUGCCAAACGAUUAAAGACUGACACUUCAGAGCACUCAGAUGAGGAGAACAAUUGUGAGCCCGGUACCAGUUCCAAUGAUAACUGUAACACAUCAAGAAACACCAGGACGAGAAACUACAGGAAACCUACUGCUGAUGAUGAAUCGAGUAAUGCUGAAAGUGCCAAUGAGGACGUAGGUUUUAGGGAACCUUCUGUUGAUUUAGAAGAAUCUUAUGCUUCUGACAACUCCCAAAUGAGUCACAUAAGUCCAAUUUCUCCAACAGAUUAUAAUGUACAUGAGUAUAAUGAUGAAUCUGAUGAAGAACAUCCAGUUUUGAGAAAAGCCAAACCCAAACAUAAUUGGUUCAUUGUACCAGAAGUAGUAAACAGACAAUUAGGUUUUAGUGCUAAAAAACAGUCUUCUCAGCUGUUUCAAAGAAGAUGUUAUGGAUCAUUGCAUUGUGUACAGAGACUCGAGUUAAUAUAUAAACUAGAGAAACAUGAAGGAUGUGUCAACAGUUUGAAUUUUCACCCGAAUGGUGAACUGCUAGCCAGUGGCUCAGAUGAUCUUAAAGUUGUUUUGUGGGAUUGGAAAAAUGGCAAUGAGCUCUUGUCAUAUGAUACAAAGCAUAGAGGAAAUGUUUUCCAAAGCAAAUUUUUACCACUUACUGGUGAUUUACAUAUAGUCACUUGCGCUAGAGAUGGACAGGUUCGUUAUGCGCAAGUAUCUGCUCAAGAGGGAUUAAGGAGUGUUAGGAAAUUAGGCUCACAUGUAGGACCUUGCCAUAAAGUAGCUGUUCUUCAGGAUCAACCUCAGGUUGUUAUAUCUGUCGGUGAAGACGGAUUCAUUUUGAGGCACGAUUUGCGUGUUGAAAAACCUGAUAGAAUGCUGUGUGUAAAGAACGAUGAACACAAAGUCGCAUUGUACAGUGUGAGUGGUCAUCCGUUGAAUGGAAAUGAAUUUUGCGUAGCAGGCAGAGAUUAUAUGGUCCGCAGUUACGAUCACAGACGUUGCAGUAAUACUCAUUUACUUAAAAGUUAUCAUCCAUUUAAGAAAUUUACACAGAAAAAUCGAUCGUUGCACGUAACAUGUGCAGUAUAUAAUCAUAACGGUUCCGAAAUUCUAGCUUCUUAUAACGAUGCAGAUAUUUACUUAUUUGAUGUGAACAGUAAUACUCACGAAUUCAUACAUCAGUACCAAGGACAUCGGAAUGGUGCUACCAUUAAAGGUGUCAAUUUCUUUGGGCCAAAAUCGGAAUAUAUUAUAAGUGGAUCGGAUUGUGGAAAUAUAUUUUUCUGGGAAAGAGAUACUGAAGCAAUCGUCCAAUGGCUUUUUGCAGAUGAUAGUGGUGUUGUUAAUUGUUUAGAACCACAUCCACAAUUGCCAUUCUUAUGUACAAGUGGUUUAGAUUGGGACGUCAAAGUGUGGGUUCCAUCGUUCGAACAAGAACCAGCAUUGGUCGGUCUUUCCAAAGCUGUUAAAAAUAAUAUUAAAGCGAGAGCUUUGGGACCAAUGACAUCGGAUUUAGACGAUACUCAAAUCUUAUGGAUGCUUUGGCGUCAGUUAAGUGGAAACGAUCAGCUCAGAGUAAGCAAUCGUGUUUUUCACUUCGCAAUGGAGAACUCAAAUUUAGAUGCGAUUACGGAUAAUUCAUCCAGCAGCAGUUCCAGUUCGGAGCACGAGCACACCUCUGAACCAGAGUCCGAUGAUAACAACGAUGAUCCAACGGGUUGUACGACAUCUUAAAUAGGUUUUUCUCCGCGAUAUAAAAAAAUGUGAAGUUGUUUUUUUUUUUUGUAGGAUAAUACAAAUAUUAUUUUUGUAGAACGACUUCUGCAGAUCGUAGUCUAAUUCAGUUGAUCAUUUGGGAUGAAAUACUUUUCUCAAUAUUUUAGUGCUGGAUCGUAAUUUCGUAUGUUCAUAUACUUGAAUGUUAAAAAAAAA
Molecule: messenger RNA, 2272 nt
Organism: Nicrophorus vespilloides
Lineage: Eukaryota; Metazoa; Arthropoda; Insecta; Coleoptera; Silphidae
Product: DDB1- and CUL4-associated factor 8
Exons: 7
Coding region: 266-2074 (602 amino acids)
Cellular component (GO): cytoplasm; Cul4-RING E3 ubiquitin ligase complex
Molecular function (GO): protein binding
Source: RefSeq, a predicted model, not a curated record